This is a messenger RNA of Grus americana (Whooping crane), 8134 nucleotides long. It is a transcript of the gene WDR64, whose product is annotated as WD repeat domain 64. The coding region runs from base 1 to 3276 and encodes 1091 amino acids. Lineage: Eukaryota; Metazoa; Chordata; Aves; Gruiformes; Gruidae. The transcript is spliced from 29 exons. The record is from RefSeq and is a predicted model, not a curated record. Gene Ontology annotation, molecular function: protein binding.
AUGGCCGAGCCAGAAGAAGAGCACACGUCUUCUGACUCUACAGUAGAACACACUGCCUUACAUGGCAGCAUCAAAAAAUGGAUGUCUGAAAAGAAGGAUUGUGAGCAGAGCAACUCUCCGUAUCUUGAAGUGCCAGAUUUCAAGAAUGCUUUGAAGCAGUUCCAGAAACUAGUUGAAAAAACAGUAACCCAGAAGGCAAAGGAGAGAUUAGGCUUGUGUAUUGAAGAUGAUGAUGAGAAGAUAGACUAUCAUAAGUUCUAUAAAACCACACGGACACUUUUUGGUCCAGAACUCAAGGAUCAUAAUGUUAAGGCCUUUUUCAGGAAGAUUAGCAACAACCUUGAUGCAAGGACAGAAUGGUGUGAGAUUUUUGGCUAUUUCACAGGAGAAAGCAAUACCAUGUCUUCCCAGCUGAAAGAAGAAAACAUGGUUUUCCUUGUAUCUGAAAAACAGCAGAUUACUCAUACAGUUGUCAAGAGACAAGAUGUGAUUAAGGGUAUAGUGAAGGUGCCCCAUCUGGAUUUCACAGUAACAUCCUCUCAGAAAGGAGUACUAACUAUUUUUAACAACCAGAUGAGGAUUCUGGCAACUACCAGUGUUGAAGAUACUGCUUGGAUCACUGGGUGUGAUUUCCUACCUCAGCUGAAAUGUGUCGUGGCUGUAACUGAAAGGACAGUCAUCGUUUGGGACUACAAAUCAAAAGGGAGUCAGAAUAAUUGCUUUAUCAUCAAACCAAUGGAAAAUGCUCUAUGCUGUGUUUGCACGGUGGCUAUGUCAGAACGCCUGGCUAAGGAUAACAUCCUAAUGGGAGAUUAUAAGGGUUACGUUCACCUGCUUACUGUAACCAGUGAUGACUUCAGAUUGAAACAAUGUAAAGGCAAAAAAGAAUCACAACUUCAAGUCUUGGACUCCAAAACUUUUAACAUUGUUAAACGCAAGCUACAUGAUGACUGGGUUGUGAAAGUUAAGUAUAUUUCUGACCUAAAUUGUUUUGGAUCCUGCUCCUCAGACAGCGUUCAUUCAUUUGUUUUGGAUAACAUAAAACGACUAGAGGACAAUUUACCUGUAAAGGAAUUUUCUGUCCCUAGAGGGGUCAAUGCCUUCACAUACUGUGGAAAAGCAAAAGUCAUUGUCACUGGGGGUCAUGACAAACUGCUUCGCCUGUGGCAUCCUGCUAUUAAUAGUAGGCCCACAGAGAAGCUAUCAGGACAUCGACAUAGUGUUGUGGAAAUUGUGACAAAUGAAAAAGAUCAACAUGUCAUUAGCCUUUCCUCUGCAAAGAUUUUUAGAGUGUGGGAUAUACAGACCCUUUCACUGCUGCAGGUCUUCCACGAUAAUCAAGGGAGUCCUGGAGAGAUGGAGACCUUCACUAUGGUAUUUGACAAUGAUCAUGGCACGCUUAUCACGGGUUCAGCUGUUAUUGACAUUUAUCCCCUAACUCAUAUGAUACAAGAUGCGAGACAGGUGCCACAGACACAUGAGAAAAGCAUCAAUGUUCUGAUUUACAACAGGGCUUUUCACCAAAUUCUGACUAUCUGCUCUGAGUCAAUAGUGAAGGUCUGGGACCUAGAAACAGGAUAUCAAAUAUAUCAGAUUGAAGAUGCACAUGGACUGAAUACUGAAGUGGUCUGUGCAGCCAUUGAAAUAAAUGGUUUUUAUCUUGCUACUGGGGGAUGUGAUGGAACAGUGAAAAUUUGGGAGUUUGAAAGUGGACAGGAAGUUAAAGCCUUGCCUUUGGCCCAGCACAGCAAAGAUGAGUGUCGUCUGCUGAAGAUGGUUUAUCUGAAUGCUAAUGAAAGUCAACAUGCACUUCUUGUUUUGGAGCAGAGUGGGAAGAUGAAAAUCAUUCAGGGUAACUCAGUUCAAACCUACCUAUAUGUCACAUGGGUGCUUCCUGAAGCAGUGUCAUUUCCACGAAGGAAUCCAGUUGUGUCUCUGUCACUGAAGCCUGACACCUUGCAAACACAUAAUUUUUUUCCGGAUAUUCAGCUGCUGUCUGACACCAGUUCUCUGAGGAAUGAAACAGAGAAUUUUGUACCUUCUGUGGAAAUGAAGUGUUUUGAUGUUUUAAAAGUAGAAGGAUGCAGUUUGAUAGCUACAGGAAGUGCAAAUGGUGCAAUAAUUUUGUGGGAUUUUGAAUCUGCCUCUGUGAGAUGCCUGUGUAAACUUAAUGAAGACAGCCAGGCUUCAGUUCUUCAAGCAUCUGGGGUCAAUGCCAUGUUAUUCCUUGUACAUAGUGCUUUCUCUUCCAGGCAAAUUAGUUCCCUGCCCUCUACUACUGCUACUGUGAGAAGUGAUAUCAGUGCCCUUCCAGAGCACAAGAGCAGUUCUUUGAACCUACAUAAGGAAAAUGUAAGAAGUGAUGAAAUUAAUACUCAAAUAACAACAGCAGAAGACACAACUAGGUAUAAGAAUAUCCAGUGCUUGAAGAUGAACGUACAGUUAUCCAAAGCUGUAGCAGGACACUCACCAAUACUGGCUUCUGCUCAUGAAAAUGGCUGUAUCUGCCUAUGGAGUAUUCAGGGAAACUUAGUGAAAGAACUUAUGCCAUUUUCAAAAUAUCCUUCAGUUCCUCUGACAGCACUAUGUACAGACAUCUCCACUAAAAUGCUUUUGGCAGGCAGUAAGGAGGGACAUAUUAUGCGCUGGAGCAUUGCCUCAUUCUUAGAAGACCCACAAAAUAAUAAAAAUCUAAUAAAGGAGGAGCUCUGCUGGAGGGCACACUCUAAUGAAGUGGUUGACUUAUUUCAUGAAGAGGAGAAAAAUGUGGUAGUGACAGCAUCCAUUGACGGUUCAGUCAGGCUCUGGCAUGCCACAAACGGAUACUAUCUUGGUUACUUCGGACAGCCUAGGAAGUUUGAAUUAGCAGAUAUCAGUCGGUUAAUUUUGCCUUGUGAUGUUAAUAACUUUCCUACUAUAAUUAAAGAGGAAAGCAAGCAUAUGGAAAAGAAGAACUUUGAAUAUCCUCUAAUGCUGGACAGGGACAAGUGGAAGUCACUGACCAGACCACCUUCAGUUUUAAAAAAGCCUAAACAUAUGGACAUAAUUCAGGACUUGAAGUUUUUCAAAGCUCUCACUUCUCCCAAGAUCCAUAGACAACCUGUGGAAAGUUUUGAGUCUGGAAACAGAGAGGCUGGUGCAGUAUUUGGGUUUCUUCCUAUAUAUGAGCUUGGGGAGCCAGAUGAAGACAGCGUGCCACAAAGUCUUCAGUGGAACAAAGCUGAGAUGUCCCGUCACACUGGAUGGACAAUGGAGACAGGUUUCAGUGGAGAAUAGGGUCAAGACAAAUAAACAUAGCAUCCAUCUUCAGGAAAGUGGAUUAGCAGGUUCCUUAUUUCAAUUUUUUUCUCUGUUUUCUUUUCUAUUAUAUUUAAAUCCAUUUCAUUAGGAAGUAGAGCAUACAGAAAUCAAAUCUUUACUUCUAUUCCAGUCCUUCAUGCAGAAAAUAAAUUCUAAUAAAGCCAGUGUAUGAUUAUAACAAGAUACUCACAGAAAAGCCCAUCUCACUCCACUUUUUGAUGGUUAAGAAGGAAAAGCACCUUACCAUGAUUAACUGCUUAAAGAUUCAGAGCCACAAAUCUGCAAAAAUUCUUCUUUUGCUAGCCACACAGACUUCUGUGAAGAACACGAAAUGUUACUCCAGAGGUACCGCUCUAACCUUUCUUUCAUGUUUCAUGAGCUUUGGUGUCCUUGGAUAGGCAAAGAGUUGAUGGGAUGUUCCACAGGUAGCACACAUAUGCCACAGUACCCUAGUCAAAUGUCUCCUUCCAAAAACAUUUAGAUUUCCUUGUUAGUCAUGUGGAGAUAAGACAGAAGAAAGAUUGAGAAUUACAUUCAAAUAAUGAGAAAGAGCCAAAUUUAAAGAUACCUGGAUUUAAAUCACAGCAUCAUAGAACAUGCCAUCUUUAACUCUGUGCUAUUUUCAGCUGAGCUAACUUUAUAUUAAUUAAACGUAAUUACAGAAACAGAAAAAGCAAAAACCAAGCAAAGCUCCCUGCAAUUGUUUUGUUAAUGCUAUACGGACAAGUCUUCAGAAUUAUCAUUCUAAUACCUUUUAGUGCCAAUAUUUUUGUUUGUUGAGAAGGUGCCUUGACCAGAACUAUUAACAGAAUGAAAUGGUCAUAUUACCCAAAAAAUUAAUUUUCAGCAGAUCAGAUUCCUUCUGAUUUAUGCUAUUUUGUUGUAGAAAUGCACUAACAUGUCAUGGUAUGGAAAAUCUGUUUUGAUAAGAUUUUUUUAAAUUAGUUUUUCUGAUCACUUUACUUCCUGCCAGGUUUAUGGGCAAAAUUCUGAUCCCUUGUUGCACCAAUUUAAAUCUUACUAUGCAGAUUUCAAACAGGAAAAAACACUAUAGGUCAACUCAAUUGACCUCAAUUAUUUUCAUCAUUUUUAUUAUAUAGUACAAACCAAGCCUAGGGCACAGUAAAUGUGUUUAAAGGAAGGUCAACGUAUGAUUCAGGGGGUAUUGAAGGUGAAAAUAUAACAGCAUUAUUUUAUCAUUAUUGUGAUUCAAUAUGAACUCCUUACACUGAACUGUUGUAAACAAGACCAAAAUUUGUAAAAUUUUCUCAGCAUAUUUUAGGGUGAUCAGACAUCAUGGUCCUUUUCAGCAGUUGCCAGCGGCUGUUUAUUUAAUGAGAGGCUAGUAACAAUGUUCUGGUGGAUUUUCUGUUAAUUGAAAGUCUUCAACUAUUCCCCUCUGGGAUGUGCUAAAACCUACUUAACACCUUCCCUAUUUUUAUGAUUGGACUCUGAACCCUUAAUCUAAAACUAAACCUUUGGAUAGCACCAGAAGAGAAUUGGCAGAUGUUGGAAACUGAUCUCACCAAUGUUGAAGAAACCAAAGCAUAGGUUUGUCUCUUUUCUUCUUCCAUGGCACAGUAAUGUCAGAAAGCUUUGGUCUUCUGAUGUUUUAUUCUCUAUUUUCAUCUACAUAGGAAAUCCAAAUAUUUAACUAGCACAGGUAAUAAUAGAAUCAUAUUAAACAGCAUCUUUCACCCUUUGCUGCAUAAUGAACUCCCUUCUGCUUGGGAAGGUAUAUGGCAAAAGGGGAAGGAUCUUGGGUUUAUGUAAAAAUCAUUCCUGUUGAAAUCAGUGGAUAGCCCACUCAACAUUUAGAAAUUCAUUAUGGCCCAGAAACAAAGAUCUUAACCAGGCCCACUGUAGUAAAUAUUAUGUAAAAGAAAACUCACUUGCCUGAGAUCUCAGAUUAGGCAUCUGCUUCCUUAGGGAAGAUGCUGCAGAAACUUCAAUAAUCAGAAAUGGGUAGAAUUGAUUUUAUACUCUGACAGAAAAAUAUAUGAAUUUUAGUGCCAAAGGAGAUUGGCUGUAUCAUCUAGUCUAAGCGUCUGGGUGGCACAAGCCAGAGAACCCAUCAUGAAUAUCUUCUGUGGCCAAAUGCCUGUUUGUGUUACUGUUUUGGUUUCCAGUUGAAGGCAGCAUCCUAAGGUUCUUAAUGUACAUCUGCUGCCAGUUAUUCUCCAUGUCAAAACCACAGGUUUCCUCUCUGCUCUGAAUCUGCCCAGUCUGGACUUUCAUAUACUGGAUAUUACGCUGCCUUUUUUCUGCCAGAUUAAGCUUCAUAAACCAUCAAAAAUCCUUUCCAGAGAUGAUUAUUCUUAAUCAAAGAAGUCAAAGUCUGCUCUCCAUGCUGUAGUCAACUUGUCUGAUCUGAGAGUAAGGAGCAGGUUGGGCAUUUUAGCUGAGAGGCAGCGCACUGCAGCUUCAGGAGCCAGCUCAGGUCUGGUGGCAGCGUGUUACACUAACAUGGCACUCGGUCUGAACUAACACACCCUGUCAGCUCCGAUAGGUCCUGCACAGGUCUGGGUCCAGCGUCCCUGCAGAUGCUCCCCAGGGCCUCUGGUUCUGUUCUCAAAAAAAACCCCUAUGAAACAGAAACUCAGGGGAGUGUGAUACAGAGAAAUUACACCUCGCACUCUGUGAGCUAUUCUGAAUGCAGAAGCAAAGUACGAACGAUGUUCUCCUUUACCCAGGUUCUAUCAGCCUCCCAGUUACUCUUGAUAGCAAAGUUACCUGUAAUUUGAGCUUUGUGAGUCUCUCACUACAGGGCAGAUUUCUGUAGCCUUUUUAUCUCUUUCCAUCACAGUGGUUAUCUUUUUUUUAAGUGCCUGCCUCAGAACUCCAUUUUACACUCAGAAUCUUAAAAGCAUCAGAUAAGCAACAAGGAGUUAAUAUGCCCUGCUGUUUCUGCCUGUUAGUUCCUUGCUUGUGCUUUCAAAGAGCACGAUCAUCCUCUAAGCCAGAAGAGUGCAUGCUGAGCUCAUAUUCAAUUAACUAUCUGUCAUGAUUUCCUGAAUCCUUCCUGGCAUUUCAGCAUUCCAGGACAGUGGCAUAACAUGACACAGGUCACAGAAUACAUAUUCUAUCAUCCUUUGUCUGGCUGAAGGUACAGAUCCUUGCCAAGUGUGUCACCUUAGUGAGAAUUUAGGAUAAUCCGUGUAACUAGUGCCAUUAUUACCCACUAUUUGGGGGAAAAUAGCGGGUUUUCUAUACUACUGGUAAUGAACAGUGUUUGAUCUGCUGGCCUUCUUGGAAAGGCUGUCUUCUGAUGAGCUGAGUAUGCAAUGACUUGCAAUGAUUUACCUGUCUUCAACUUGUUACAGGACUAUGAUGGAUUUUGGGGUAAUACUGCUCUUUUUCAGCAAAAUAUCUUGUGGGAGUAUAUUAAAAAAUAUUAUGAUCAACUGUACUGGGAUCUAGCUGGGAUGAACCUCAUUUUCUUCAUAGCAGUCUAUAUGGUGCUGUGUUCUAGAUUUGUGACUAAAACAGUGUUGAUUGAUAGCACACCAGUGUUUUGGCUAUUGCUGAGCGACGCCAGCACAACAUCAAGGUGGUUUUUUCCCACCCUCAGUGAGCAGCCCAGGGGUGCACCAGAAACUGGAAGGGGACGCAGCCAGGACAGCUGACCUGCACUGACCAGAGAUAUUCCAUACCAUAUAAUGUCCUGCUCAACAAUAAGAGCUCAUGGAAUGGAGGAGGAAAGCAAGAUGUUCACGGUGAUGGUGUUUGUCUUCCCGAGUAACCAUUAUGUGUGCUGAGGCCCUGCUUCCCAGGAAGUGGCUAAACAUAUGCCUGCUGAUGGGAAGCAGUGGAUGAAUUCCUUACUUUGCUUUGCUUGCACAUUUGCUUCACCUUUUAAACUGUUUUUAUCUCGACCCAUGAGUUUUCUCGCUUUUGUUCUUCCGAAUCUCUCCCCCCAUCCCAGUGGGAGAAGUAAACAAGCAACUGGGUGGGCGCUUAGUGUCUGCCAGGGUCAACCCACCACAUUAACCAACCUUGUGAUUAAAAUCAAGCUUGUCUGACAAACCAAGUGGCAUCAGAUAAAGUGUAAUCUGCCAUUUACUGUUCCCUUUGCAUGCCCCAUGAUUUAGCAGUUAGCUUAUGAAAGGUAACACCCCUGCAGUUCCCUGAGUCCUGUUUGCCUUUGAAAGACAGCUACAUCAGCUGUCUUCCAGUUACCUGAAAAUUGCCUAGUCUUCGAAGAUUAUUAAAAAUGAACAGUUCAGGUUCAGAGAGCUCCUUACCCAUUUCUUUUGAUACCCUUAUGUGUCAUGUUUUAUCAUUGUGUAAGAUUUUCUUUUUGGUAUUGUACCUAUUUAUAGUUCAAACGAAAGUAUUUUACUGUGCUUGCAAGAUGCAGAUAUCCCAUUUCUCUUCAGUUUAUUAACUGACUGUUUACUUCCUCAGAACCAACUAUUUACUCAUUCUUUUCCUUUUACCAAAACUUCAGCACUGCUAGGAUUUCAUAGGUUCUUAAUUUUUAAAUUUUAGUCUUUUCAGUCUUGCUGCCUGCUCCCUUUGUUUUUCCUUAUUAAUUGCCCGUGUUUUGCAAGAGCUGAUUCGUGAUCAUGUCUAUUCAUGCCACUAUAUUCUGCACUGUGCAGAAGAGCUCAUCCAUAAUGUAAUACUAUUCCCAGUAACAAUCAAGCGUUUAAUCCUAUGCUGAAUGACAUCAAUGGAGCAGCUCUCAGGAGGGAACCGUGCUGUAAGGAAAACUGUCAAAAAUGUAUGAUAUGUACGUGUUAUCUUUAGCAGCCUUCCAUCCAGUUACUACCUUACUGUUGUGCUAUUUAAACUGUGACAAAAUUACAGUGCUAUAAUGCUCUCAGACUUU